CCCGGCGCACGGGGACCGACGCCGCCCCGCCUCCGCCCGCGGCCCUCAGCUCUGCGGGAAUCCGGCCGGCGCCGCAGCCACCGCGGCCGGCCGGGAAGAGGGAGGCGGCGCGCACGGUCCGGGAGAAGUUUGUUGGCCUGGAACCAAAGGCGCCACCGCGCAAGUCAGCUCCUUUGAAGCAGGCGGGCGAUGAAGCUUAACCUUACCCCAGCUAGGUCUUGGAGGGUUCUGGAGCCAGGCGAGUGGGUGCGCAGGUUACCCCCCAUGGACUCCACUGCAUGGGAGGCAGAGCGGAACUCAUGGUGGGUCUCGGGGGACAGUAGACUCGCUAAUAGAAAGAAAGAAUCGGACCCAGAUGCUGCAAAUGUGUACUUUUAAUAGAACCAUCCAGGAACUGCGACAGUGGGUGGUGUGAGACCUAGCUCGAGGCUGGGAAAUGGAAGGGUAACAGAAAUAAAUUGUGCUGUCUCCUCCCACCCCAUCACCAGUUCAGAGACUACUUACUUCCAAUCUCUUCUAGGAGAGAAGAAGGUCUGAGGAGCACAAGAUGUGAGGGUGGUACAGACGCUUUAGGGGAAUUUACAUCUGCCCACUCCCCACCCCCAAAAAAGGGAGCUAAUGAAAGCAACUCUCCUGCACAAAUCAAGGCCUACAGUUGUUCUCUAAGAGAAGCCAAAGAAGCAGGGCUUGAUAAGGAUGGCCUUAGGCUCUCCCGAAUAGGCCAGCAAAGCUGCAGGACCCUUUCUAAGUAGAAGGCUCUUCACCAGGGGCCUGCAAAGCAGGAGGCAAGAUGUCUGUGCUUUCAAUGGUGAAAACUGUCAUUUCCUGGUCCUGCGACACAAGGACAGGAUUUUCUGAGAGGGCGAUUCUUCAUGGCACAAUCAAGAGGAGGUAGCCACCAGGGUUAGAAAACUCGUUCCCCCUCCCGGAGAAAAUGUUGGAAGUAACUGCCAGGUGCUUUCAUGUGGUUUGGACCAUAAUGAUUUCUAUGAGUGUUCAGAAACCUAAGCGAGGUGUCCUGAAAAAAAAAAAAGACAUGCGUGGCAAUAGAGCAAGGAGAGCGGCUCCAUAUGGACAGAUUUGUGGCCAUUUGUUCCCAUGAUUUCAAGGCACAAUGAGGCACCCCGGCUUUUGGAAACUGUGGACUUGCGUGGCAAUGUUCUUGCUUCCUGCUUCCAUUUGUGUGACGGUCAGGGAAAAGCCAGAAACAACUUGCCCUAUCCUGAGGAUGGAGGGACAUCAAGAUGACAGAGACAAACUUCAAGUUUCAGGCUUUGAUUUGGCAGAGAGCUUUGCUCUGAGGCGUGCAUUUUGCGAAGGUGAUAAAACCUGUUUCAAAUUGGGAAGUGCACUUCUUCUCAGAGACACUAGUAAGAUAUUUCCCAAAGGCCUUCCUGAGGAGUACUCUGUAGCAGUCGUAUUUCGAGUACGAAGAAGCACCAAGAAGGAGCGGUGGUUUUUAUGGAAGAUUUUAAACCAGCAGAAUAUACCACAGCUUUCUAUAGUGAUUGAUGGCACAAAGAAGGUGGUAGAAUUUAUGUUCCGAGGCGCCGGGGGAGAUUUGUUGAACUAUGUUUUUAAGAAUCGAGAACUCCGUCCUCUUUUCGAUCGUCAGUGGCAUAAACUUGGCAUUGGUGUGCAAUCCCGAGUCCUUUCUCUCUAUAUGGAUUGUAAUUUAAUUGCAAGUCGGCACACAGAAGAAAAGGAAUCUGCGGAUUUUCACGGAAAGACAGUUAUUGCUGCGCGAGCUUCAGAUGGCAAACCUGUGGAUAUUGAACUUCACCAACUCAUAAUCUCCUGCAAUGCAAACUUUUUAGCUGAAGAAUCAUGUUGUGACAUAGCAACUCCUAAGUGUUCUGAACAAGACAACUUUGGAAGUACUACCCCAUCCUGGGUGACCUCUCACACUGGUAGAAUAUCUUCAUAUCUGCCGGGAAACCAGGAACUUAAAGACCCGUGCCAGUGCAUUCCGAACAAGGAGGAAGCGGGAUCACCAAGAACUCCUGGUUACAAUGGGAAUAAAGGGGACAAAGGAGAACCGGGUGAAAAUGGCUUGCAUGGUAUUCCAGGCUUACCUGGUCAAAAGGGAGAACAAGGACUUGAAGGCAUCAAAGGGGAAACUGGUGAAAAGGGUUUGAAAGGUGACUUGGGUCCUCAAGGUCCACCUGGCCCGAAAGGAGAAAAGGGUGAUAUGGGGCCUCCGGGGCCACCAGCCUCAACUGGCUCCAUAGGGAUACCAGGCCCCCAAGGUCCACCCGGAAAAGAAGGUCAAAGGGGAAGACGAGGGAAAACAGGACCUCCAGGUAACCCAGGACCUCCAGGACCACCGGGACCUCCUGGGCUACAAGGAUUACAGCAGACUUUUGGUGGAUAUUUCAAUAAGGGAACUGGUGAGCACGGAGCAAGUGACCCUAAAGGAGAAAAGGGAGACUCUGGGCUUCCAGGAUUUCCAGGGUCUGUUGGCCCUAAAGGACAGAAAGGAGAACCCGGGGAAGCUUUCACAAAAGGUGAAAAGGGAGAUAGAGGAGAACCCGGCCUAUUAGGACCACAGGGAAUAAAGGGAGAACCUGGAGAUGUUGGUCCCCCUGGUUUAACAGGAAGCCCAGGGCUAAAGGGUCAGCAAGGACCUGCAGGUGCCACAGGACCCAGAGGACCACCAGGAGAUGUCGGAUUGCCAGGAGAACAUGGUAUUCCAGGGAAGCAAGGCAUUAAAGGAGAGAAGGGAGAUCCUGGCGGAAGACUAGGCCCUCCUGGACUUCCAGGUCCAAAGGGUGAUGCUGGACCUCCAGGGAAAAGCCUGAUAGGAAAACCAGGAUUAGAUGGAAAUCCUGGAGCACCUGGCCCACGUGGACCAAAGGGUGAAAGAGGACUGCCCGGGAUCCAUGGCUCCCCAGGGGACACAGGCCCACCAGGGGUAGGAAUUCCUGGCAGGACAGGCUCCCAAGGACCAGCAGGAGAGCCAGGUAUUCAGGGUCCUCGAGGUCUUCCCGGAUUGCCAGGAACUCCAGGGACCCCAGGGAAUGAUGGAGCUCCAGGGAGAGAUGGAAAGCCAGGACUUCCAGGGCCCCCAGGUGACCCGAUUGCCCUUCCUCUCUUGGGAGACAUUGGCGCCUUGCUGAAGAACUUCUGUGGCAACUGUCAAGCCCAUGUCCCCGGGCUGAAAAGCAUCAAAGGGGAUGAAGGAGGCACUGGGGAACCUGGAAAAUACGAUUCUACAGUCAGGAAGGGGGAUGCAGGGCCACGGGGUCCUCCAGGAGUCCCAGGAAGAGAGGGGCCAAAGGGAAGCAAAGGAGAACGGGGCUACCCUGGAGUACAUGGGGAGAAAGGUGAUGAGGGUCUUCAAGGAAUUCCUGGCCUCUCGGGAGCUCCUGGCCCAGCUGGACCCCCUGGUUUAACAGGAAGGACUGGACACCCUGGUCCCACUGGAGCAAAAGGUGACAAGGGCAGCGAGGGACCUCCUGGGAAACCUGGACCUCCUGGACCCCCUGGUGUUCCACCCAAUGAAGGAAAUGGCAUGAGCAGUUUAUACAAAAUCCAGGGAGGAGUAAAUGUUCCCAGUUACCCAGGGCCCCCGGGUCCCCCUGGCCCAAAAGGUGAUCCAGGCCCAGUGGGAGAGCCUGGUGCGAUGGGCUUGCCGGGACUGGAAGGAUUUCCUGGUGUAAAGGGAGAUCGAGGCCCAGCAGGUCCCCCAGGAAUUGCUGGCGUGUCGGGGAAACCCGGUGCCCCAGGCCCUCCAGGAGUUCCAGGGGAGCCGGGUGAAAGAGGACCUGUUGGAGAUACAGGUUUUCCUGGACCAGAGGGACCCUCAGGGAAGCCAGGCAUAAAUGGAAAAGAUGGAUUACCAGGUGCUCAGGGCAUCACGGGUAAACCUGGAGACAGAGGCCCCAAAGGAGAACGCGGUGAUCAGGGAAUUCCAGGUGACAGAGGUCCCCAAGGUGAACGUGGAAAGCCAGGCCUUAUGGGUAUGAAGGGGGCUAUAGGUCCUGUGGGACCACCAGGAAGCAAGGGCUCCGUAGGAUCACCUGGCCACCAAGGCCCUCCAGGCUCUCCAGGCAUCCCUGGCACUCCGGCUGAUGCUGUUUCAUUUGAAGAAAUCAAAAAGUACAUUAAUCAAGAGGUCCUAAGGAUUUUUGAAGAGAGGAUGGCGGUGUUUCUAUCCCAGCUUAAGCUGCCAGCAGCAAUGCUAUCUGCUCAAGCUCAUGGGAGACCUGGCCCACCAGGGAAGGAUGGGUUACCCGGACCCCCAGGAGACCCAGGACCCCAAGGCUACCGUGGACAGAAGGGAGAAAGAGGUGAACCUGGAAUUGGGCUGCCAGGGAGUCCAGGUCUUCCUGGAUCUUCAGUGGGUUUGCCAGGUGCCCCGGGGCCUCAAGGACCCCCAGGACCCAGUGGAAGAUGUAACCCAGAAGACUGCCUCUAUCCUGUAUCUCCUGUCCAUCAGCAGGCAGGUGCAAAAUGAAGACUACAAAGGAAGAUUUCGUUCCUGGUGAUAUCUCCAUGCCAUUGGAGCUGUCAAUGCGUGCUUUACAGCCACGUGCUCUCAAGGCUUGCGAUGUCUGGACUGCUUUUCUUUUCUUUUUUUUCCCCCUGAUGUAGGGCAGACAUCCAAAGCCGCCAUCUGAAUCCUAUUCUGACGGUAAUUGCAAGUCAGAAUGUUCAGGUGUUUCCCAUCUUUGUUCCCUACGUUUCGCUUUACCGUGGCUCUGAGUUCUACUCAGUUUCAUGUGAUGUGAAAACAUGCAGGUGAGCUUGUCACCGGUUCUUCAGAAGAAGUCACAUGAGAAGUCACAUGAGAUUACUUGGUACGCAGACGACAUAGACUUUGUAGACUCACCAACAUAAUUAGACCUGGAUUUCUGAACUUUCAUUUUUCAAAUUUAUCUUGAUGCCUUCUUCAUAUUUAAAUUUACUAUUGUUGCUUCAAAUCUUUCUGCUCUCCUAAGAUUGAGACAGUACUUUACUGCUGCUGACUGUCCUGUGACUGACUUUUGCAAGAAGUCUACACCAUCCUACAUUCGUUCUAUUUAUACAGAAAAAAUAGGCAAUAAGAGAUGCACUUUUAACUUAUUUUUCAAAAAAAAAAACCUACGGGAGACUCUUUAUCAGGGAGCCCCCCAAACUCAUCAUAGUCAACUGUUGAAAUGAUUUUGUGACUUCCAGGCUUUGAGCUCAAUUUGAAGCACUCCUCGUGGACAUGAACUUACGCUACGUGAAAAACGAAGAACAAAACUGACGCUACGCUCACGUCAAUGUGUCUUCCAGGUGGCAAGAGAGUGGUUUUUCUUUAAGAGGUGUUUGGCGGUGAAGGCAAAGUACCAAGUACUUGACAAGCUUCAGUAGCCUGACAAGACCUUUGUGCUCUUUUAUGCAUUAGUCUUCUGGCUUUGUGAUCCCCAGGACCCGCUAUCAGAGCAAAGCACAAGCUUUGUAAUGGCUGGAGGUUGAAGCGUCAGCAAACGCAUGUGCGUACAUGAAGCACACACCGUCCAUCGGAGACAAUGUUCCUAAGAAAGAGGUCCAGUUCAGCAAAGAAAAGCCGGAGACUCCGUGUGAAGGUUGCCGCUUGCUUCAAAACCAUGCGUUCUAGGUUUGGGGAUUUAGCUCAGUGUAGAGCACUUUACUGUGAAGCUCGUGGCCUUGGGUUCUGUCUUGAGCUCUGGGGGGAAAAAUAAGAUAAAGCAAAUGUGCUCUGAAAGGAAGCAAAAUUCCGGCGGGCUUAACUGAAUUACCUAACUUUUUUUUUGUUACUUCCUACUUACUCAUUGUUUGGAGAAACUUUUUGUGGGAAACAACUGACUUUUCUAGAAUAUUUAGCACAAGGAUGUUGUUGGGAUCUAGCUGGUUGGAUCCCACAGAAGCUGAGCAUGCACCACCAGAGCCCUCCGGUCACAGGGACUAGUUGACACCUCAAGAAGCAGCACAUAUUCCACAGGAUAGGGUGAUGCCUGAUGCUUUCUGUCUAUUAGUUGAAACAAUGAGUUUAGAAAGGCAAGCCCACUCAGAGUGGGGAAAGCUGUGAAUGGUUUUCCUGGGAAGCAUACCUGCCAUACGGCAGUUUUUUUUUUAAUGCACCCAUGAUUUGAACUGGCUUUCAUUACAAAUAGAUGAGCCGCUGGCCAGGUACUGCCAACAUGGCUGUGCAUAAAUAUAGGUUUUUAGGUCUUUAAUAUUGAGUUUUACUGUAUAUUUCGACCCAAGUUUAUUUAUUUUCCAAGUCUACUUUAUUUAUUUUCAAUGUUUUAAGCACUGUAUUGCUUAUUCCUUUAUUUUCUUUCUUAUGCAAUACCUUCGAUGGUGCUGUGUUUUAAACUCACAAAAUUGGAAUAUGCAAACAUUUGCAUAUGUAUCUUCAUAAUCAAAUGAUAAUUUACCCCCCCAAAUGUACAUAAGGUGAAAAGAUGGUGCUAUGUGUAUAUUUUGAGCUUUCAAUUUGUUGAAUUUUCUGAGAACUUACCUGGUACAUAUUAAUUUACUUGAAUUUGCUGUAAAGCUAAGACUUUUUAUAUGUUUUCAAAGAUUAUUUUUCAUAUUAAUUGACAGGCUAUUUAUCCUUUUGCCUUUUGGCUUAUGCAAAAAUAUUCAUUUUGUAAUUUUAAUGUUUUCCUGAACAUUUGGCUGGUGAUCAGUGCAUUUGGGGGUUUCUUGGUUGGUCAAUUCAUAUGUAUAAAAAAGAUGCAGUUCAUUUUCUUGUUUUGUAAAUUAUAUUCACUUGUACUCACUUGAGUUCCACAGAACAGAAACCUUUCUUACAAACUGUAUAGCUAUUAUUCUUCCUUUUUCUAAUUUCUGUGAAUGUAUGACUGGCUUGUUCCUGUUUCAGGGAUUUAGAUUUGUUCACGUAACUUGAGGAGUGUGGGAGAUAAAAUAUGUUACAUGGUAACUAUUGAGAAGUGGCCUGUCACCAUGAUUCAAGCUCAUUUUUUAAAAAAACUGGGCCAUGUGACUAAGUCUGGCAUAACUAGAGAGAUGGGACUGUGAUUAUAUAGCACAACCCCUCAAUCUACUGUUAUUUAUCUUGAAAAUGUUUUUUUUCUCUUCCUCAGCUCUGUUCAUAACAAAGGGCUACAAUGAAUACUUGGUCUAGAUAACAUAACAAAGAGAUUGGCAGAUACUCAACCCUUCAUAAAAAUAAACAGGAUAAUUUUGUCCCCAAAGUAGGAUAGGAAAUGUCCCUCUAAAUAAUCAUUGGCCUCAUUAAAAUAAAAAAAAGCUAUUUAGUUCAGUAUAGCAAGAGAGAAGAAUUACUACUUUUGUCUCAUUUAAUAAUUGCAGGCUAUCAUGACAAUAUUAGAACUGACUGUUUUCAAUAAACAAGUCCUAAAUUUUAUGCCAGUUCAGUUAGCAAUUUUUGGUAGAAAUAUUCCUAUGUAGAGAUCUAGUCUCAGUUAAAUUUUCUUAGAAUCAAAAGAAAAGAGAGAAGAGUGACCUGGGCAUGUGCCCACCGUUGUUGCUAACUGAGAGCUUUAGCCACUACUUCUAACCACAGCACGAGCACAGUCAGUCUUGAGUUUUUCAACGUCUUGCUUUGACAAGAGCUGUUUAAUGACUUCAAUUUCUUGUGGGGUUUUUUCCUGUAUUUCAUGAUACAGUUUGAAAAUUUAAAAUUUGCUGACUUAUAGCACUUAAGGAAUUAUUUCAUGAUAUACUGCCUGUACAAAUUGCCACUUGAUGUUGAGUUUAUGAAACAAUUUCUAUGGCUAUGUCUUAGGCAGUUAAUAAGGUUUAGCUCUCCUGCUUCUGCAGCCUUCCCCAUUUCUGAGAAGCUUACAAUAUGCCUCCCUUUGUCCACAAGACGGUGUUUGAGGCAAUUUUUUCAGAACUGAGCAGACUCACAGAAGCCUGAAACCUAGAAUAGUUUGGUGGACAGCUAAAUCAGACAUUGGCCUUUGCACUUUCUUUGUUUUGUAAGUACUUUGUAAAUUAUAUUUCAUUUAGUUCAUCUGUGGUUUUCAGAACUUUCCAUAUCUUUGUGAGGCAGGCACACAUCCUUUGAUUUGUUGGUUGUUUUCUUUUUAUUUAUUUACUAUGUAUAUACCCAUAUGCAACAUGAAAAUUUGCUAUAAGGUUGUUUUAUGCUACUAUUGUAUUUUAGUGACUAAUGUGCAUACACCUAAGUAUUCAUCCUCCCUUGCAGUCAGGGCAGAUAUUCUUUUGACAAAUGAAACACGUUUAACUUAACACAAAUGGUAGACAAUGUCUGAACUCAUUAUUGCUUAAGAUAAAUUUUGCAAUUAAAUUUGUGCAAUGUCUAUUUUUCUAGAAAUAUGUCAUUAUUUUAAAAAAACAAGUAAGAACACUAAUUUUCAAAUUGUCAUCUUCUUUUUUUUUGAUGCCAUCCUUUUUCUAGCAUUGGUAUUGCUAUCCCAAGACUGAGAAUUGGGCAGAGUGAUGUUGAGGUUAUUUGAAUGACAUUUGCUCUUGUUCUUAAAUCAUUUUCUACACUGGUCUAGACUUAUCUACCAUAUGAAAACACAUGGUGUUUUCUCUCCUGGUUUCAGAGCAUGGCAUACACUCCCUUUUUAUUCCUCUUCUCUCGGAGAUUAAACAGUCCAGGAGAGUUUAAUUAUCACCCUUUAAGUCGUGUGCAUCAGAGUAAUGUUGUAGCCCAUUGGUUUGUAUUUCUUCAUCAGUCAGUGUGUAAAGUAGCAUUCGUUAUAUUAAAUUUGUUCAAUGAGUGGGAGUUACAGGACACAGAAAGAGAGGUUAUUUCUGUUUUCAUUUACUAAUGUAACUGGGGCUAUCAUAUCAACAUUUCACUGAACAAAAUCAGGUAGAAAACUAACUGCAUCAGUUUGGUUAAAUUUAAUGCAGCUCCAAGUAGACACAGAACAUUAAUUCAAAAAACUAGACUAGCAAGAAAAUAAUUCAAAAGGAGAAAUGAAAUUUAGUCUGGCAAGGAACAGCUACAUGAAAAAAUGUUCAAGUUCAAUUCCAGUAGUAAUAUAUAUGGUGUGACUCAAAAAGUCAGCUACCUGCUUCACAGAUUUGUCCAAAGUGAAUGCUAGUAAUUUAGGCAUCACUAAACUGAGGACUAACUACUCAAAAUGUAACACAAGACUGGGUGUUACCUGACCGUAACAAGCUUACAAACAUAAAGAUGCAAUUUUACAACUUUUUAUUUUGCCUUGAUACUUAAGGUAUAUUUAGAGGAGAAAUACUUGUAGUGAAUUUGAAUUCAGAUUGUGUUAUGUAAUACUUUGUAACUAUUUAUUUUAAAAAUAAUAUUUGGGAUAUAAUUUUCUCCAUUUUGUGUGUUCUCUAUCUUACCUCAUCAGCUAUUUAAAGUUUAAUUUUAUUACACUCACAUUAAGCGAUCUGCUACUCACUUUAUUAUAAAUCCCAGUGAAUAGAUGGUUGCAGGUCUUGGUUCCUCUAGCUUUAUUAUGCAUCAUGAACAUCUUGCCUCUCUCAGCAAUAAAGGAAUCGACUCUAAAUCAGGGAACUAUAAGGUGCAAUUCUUAACACUGUGUCUCCGCUUUAGUCCUUCUCAGUGGUCAGAGUUCCAUCAUGGUUCUACUCUAUUAGGUUUUAGCCACACUGAGCCUUCACAAUCACUCUCACACCAAGAGCAAGCCUCACAACAUCCAGGGACCCUGAGACUGGUCUACUAUAAGGCUUAGUUUGAGUUUAUAAUCUACUUCUCUGGUAGCCUAUGAAAAGCUCAGUAUAUUUCAGAUGAUAAUUAUACACAGAAAUGAAAGUCCUAGUGAACUCAAAAUGAUGCUCUCUUCUGACAGAUUAAAAUCAAGUCAGAUUCUUGACUAGAAAGAACUCUUAAAAGGCUGAGAAGCAUCAUGAUUAGCUUUCCUUAUAUAAUAAGUCCCUUAGUGUGUGUGGCAAUACGUACUUAAAUACAUAGUAUGUUUUCUAGCAGAAGUCAAUUAUAUCAAAAUAUGCCAUUGACUUCAUAUGUCUUUAUGGACUAGCUAAUGACUUAAACAGUUCUUAAGUAUUCUUAUCUUCAUAGUCCCUUAUGGUAAAUUAAGUGGGUGCUUUCUAAAGAAUACUGUUGUCUUCUCAUAUGCAACUGUGAACUUGGAGACCAAAUAAGACACAUCAAAAUAGACUUGAAAAGAAGACACAAAUCCCAGAAAGUUUCUUGGAGUCAAUUUCCCCCUAUUUGUUCUCUCCCAUUACUAAUGUAGAAUGAAAGGCAGUAUGCAAAAGCAUGGGAAACAAAAAGUUCGUUUAAUAAAUUGGCAUUUAUUAAGACUACAGAUAUUUAUCAGACAGCAUCCUCUUUCCAAUAAGCAGAUCUAUCGAACACAUUACAGUUCUUUGAAUAGCCUUCUAACUACCAUUUGAGCAUGUGUGUUAUAUAUACAGUAUUAUAACCAGCCAAUUUGUAUUUAAUAUUUACUGAGCCAUUGGUACUUAAUGUUCAACAUCACAAGUUCACUAAAAACACAUCUGGAAAGUAUUUUAUUACAUAAAUAUUAUAACCUGUAAGUCUUAAGCACAAACACUAUCUUACAGUUUUAAAAAUAUUUAUGGCCAUUUUCCAUUUGUACCAAAUUAAAUAACUCACUAGCAUUUCAUCUUUAGUGCUGUUUUUAUACUCCCUUUCCCAGGGUUACCAACAUGCUGAAAGGCAAUUCUCUUGAUAUUUGAAAAUUUUUGUAUCAUGAGAGAUGUCCCACCAAUAUUGGUUAAUUUUAAACCUGGAGAUUUUAUACCUCAGAAACACUAUAUCUUCAAAAUUAAAUAAUCACAUCACAGGUGAUCUUUGAAGCACAGAUUUAAAUUAAGCACAUUUUGAGUCAGAUCUGAUAAUGUUUAAGGACAGGAAUAUUGGUUAAACCAGCUUGAAAUAUACAAAGUAUUUCAUGUCGGUCACCAAAUGAUAUGACUACUCACUCAUAUUCUUCUGACACACAAAAAACAGUUACAGUGAGUUUAUGUGCUCAGAUUGGAAAAUAAUUUUCAUACCUCUUAACCAAACUGUUGGCUAUUUGGAAUAAGCAUCAAAUCAUACCGCCAUGGGAGCACUGAGUAGAAAUAAAUCAGAAACCAUUUGCUCUUGACUAAUAUGCCAGUUUCUACGCAACUUCAAUCACCUACACAUUCCCCUCUUAAGUUCUCUGAUGGACACUAUCCAACUUUAAAACCACAUCAAAGACCUGGAGAUCUCUAUUUUGCUAGGGAUGCAUCCCAGGUCGGCCUGGGUUUAGCAGCUAUCUUUCAUGGAGAGCAUUCACUAAGCACUUUUCUUUGCAAGUUUUUCAACAAAUAUUAGUGCUUAACUGCAAUAUACAGUGAGUUGGUUGUUCCUGCCAUUUGAGAUGUGCUAGUUUUGCAUAAGCUAUCUGUAAGUGGCCGUUCUCACCAUUACUUACCGUAUCUGUGGAUCUUGUUGUAAAGCCUCAGUAUGCAUCGGGUUUGUGUAACAGUUGGGUGAACUGAUAUCUGAAAUUUAAUUUUUUGUAUUUCUUAUGACUAUGAUAUUAUUGGGCUGAGGAACAUGUUUAAUUACUUGAUUUUUCUUUCCCCGUAUUUGCUUAUGUCACUCCAAUUAAAAUAAAAGCACCUUGAUGAAAA
Messenger RNA from Mesocricetus auratus (golden hamster), 11538 nucleotides. It is a transcript of the gene Col19a1, whose product is annotated as collagen type XIX alpha 1 chain. The record is from RefSeq and is a predicted model, not a curated record. Lineage: Eukaryota; Metazoa; Chordata; Mammalia; Rodentia; Cricetidae. The transcript has 50 exons. The coding region runs from base 1115 to 4459 and encodes 1114 amino acids.